Molecule: messenger RNA, 1933 nt
Organism: Colletotrichum navitas
Lineage: Eukaryota; Fungi; Ascomycota; Sordariomycetes; Glomerellales; Glomerellaceae
Product: aminotransferase class-III
Exons: 2
Coding region: 456-1736 (426 amino acids)
Molecular function (GO): pyridoxal phosphate binding; transaminase activity
Source: RefSeq, a predicted model, not a curated record
CCACUUUCCAUUGAAAGCGCAAGCAACACUGAAUUGUGUCGUAGGUUGACGCACUGAAUAGCGGUCUGGCAUCGACGUCUUUGACCUCGGCGACUGAUGGCAGAUUAUGGUUUGUUAAGUCGAAUUGGCUUAGAACCAGUAUUUCCCGAGGACUUGUGACUACCUGAGAGCAGUAACGUCUCUACCUAAGCGGGAAUGAUGGGGCUUCGGCUUUGGGUCUUUCCCGACCAGUCAUCUUCUCCGAGCGUUAUGUAGCAGAAGACUUCGACAUCCCGAUACCGCAUACCCGAGCGGGGUCCAUCUUAUCUGGCGUUUCAACGGCACAAGUCACAGCUUUCCCGCGGGAAAGGCAUAUGAAUAAAGCCAAUCGUCCCGCUCACGGUUUUUUGUAUCUCCCUGAACCAUCACUAAGUUACUAAGAAACCAAUUGCAAGUCUAAGAACCAACAAAGGGAGAUGGCAGCCAAACCUCGCCCUCCCGCUGGAACUGAACUAUCAGCGUCUAAAAUUGGGCAGCAACUCAGUGAUUACAUCAAGAAGUAUGUCGCAGAAAAUGAAAAAUCGCGUCAAGUCAACAAGAGCGCCUCGGGGUCGUUACCGGGCGGGACGACCAGGUCUGUUCUUCAUUACCAGCCUUUCCCACUGGCUUUCUCGGGAGGCCAUGACUGCCACCUGACGUCGAUGGACGGCCACGAGUACCUGGAUUUCGUAUCCGAAUACUGCGCCGGAAUGUUUGGUCAUUCGCAUCCGGAAAUCAUCGCUGCUGUCGAGAGCGUAACGAAGACCGGAUUCACUCUGGGUGGACCGACGCCCAAGGAGGGCGAACUGGGUGCAUUGCUCGUGGAAAGGUUCCCCAGCAUCGAUGCCAUCAGGUUUUGUAACUCGGGGACGGAGGCCAAUACAAUGGCGAUCGCUACAGCUUUGCAUUUCAACGGGCGAAGAAAGAUCCUGGUUUGUGAAAAUGGUUACCACGGCGGAACCCUCUCCUUCUCACAUGAGAAUCCCCUCAUUUUGCCCCAUGAAUUCAUCUACGGUCGGUACAAUGAUAUUGAGUUUACCCGGCCUAAAGUCACCGACGAUAUCGGCGUUAUCAUUGUGGAGCCAAUGCAAGGUGCCGCCGGGAUGUUCGAAGGGUCGAGAGAGUUCCUGAACUUCCUAAGAGACGAAGCGACUCGGGUCGGCGCCAUCCUCAUUUUCGACGAGGUCAUCACGUCGAGGCUCAAAUAUGGCGGGUUGCAAGAGCAUCACGGCAUUACGCCUGACAUGACGACCAUUGGGAAACAUUUCGGCGGAGGCUUCUCGUUCGGCGCUUUCGGCGGCCGCAGCGAGAUCAUGGACCUGUACGACCCGGAGUCGCCGCGAAGUCUCUUCCACUCCGGUACGUGGAACAAUAACGUAUUUUCAAUGACGGCGGGUAUCGCUGCGACGAAGCUGCUAUCGAGAGAGGCUCUCGAAAGAAACAACGAGCUGGGCAACAAACUCCGCAGCAACAUGGCGGCAGCCUUUGCAUCAAAGGAUGCAUUCAUCGUCACACUCACCGGGUUUGGAAGCGUCAUUGGUGUGCAUUUCAACGGACCGUUGGCAAAUGAACUCCUGGACCUCUUUUUCUUUUACCUCCUCGCGAAGAGGAUUUAUGUCGGCCGCCGGGGUUUUUUGGCCUUAAAUCUCACACAUGGGGAGGAGCACAUCAGCCGUAUGCUUGACGCUGUCAGAGAUUUCUGCGCAGAGGUUUUGUGAGAGUUUGGAGAGAUGGAAAGCAUCUUGUCCACUUACACUGCUUGAGCGCGAUGUGUACCGGUAUGUCGGCCAAAGAGUUCAGAGGAUGAAUUAUUAGAAGCCCGCUGUGGAGAUGGAGAUUCGUAGAAAAUGUUCCUACACAAGCCCAUCCAGUUUUGAUGUCACUCAUUCUAUGUGUGUGUGUGUGUGUGUAUGUG